CUGUGAGGUAUUCUUUGAAGAUGACAGCAAAUGACGCUAAAAGUAAAAUGGCCUCAGAUCUUCGUGCAAGAAAUACAACGGCCGUUAUCUUCGAGGUGACGUUCAGUACUGUGGUUUUUCUUUGUUCUCUUAUUGGCAAUUUUCUGGUUCUGUUUUCUACUUAUCGAAAUUCAGCUCUUCGUAAGGGUGUUUACAUCUAUAUUUUUUUCUUGUCUUUGAAUGAUAUGACAAUGACGAUGUUACUAGUACUAAUGUCUUUGAAAAGUUUGGUUCUUGGCUAUAAUGCUUAUGGAACGAUUGCCUGCGAUGUUCAAGGAGUUUUGUUGCUGGCCUCGUUUUUGGUAUCUUUAUUUUUGAUGUCAUUUAUAGCAAUUAGCAGAUACUUCAAGAUGUUAAAGACUCAAGUUUAUAACAGGGUUUUUAAUUCGAAAUUUGGUGUGUUCUCGAGUAUUUGUAUGUGGGUUUUUUGGAGUAUGGUAUGGACUGUUGCCGUAGCAGUGUCGGAUCGCCUUGUCGAGUUUCAUCCAGGUUUCAGUAUAUGCACAAUUGACUUAGAUAAAACUGUUUUAUUAAAACUCAUUGUGUUACUCUCAGUCGCUUCUAACUACAUUGUGAUUGUGUUUUGCUAUUUCAAAAUCUGGCGUUUUGUCAGGAGCCACACCGAAGCGAUGUCAAACUCGCAAGUCAACGCCGAAGAAGUUAAAACCGUACGUAUCUUGUUUGCGAUUGUUCUUGCGUUUACGUUAUGCAUAAGUCCCAUGUUUUUAUGUGGGUUUGUAGACGCUGUAUUUGGUAUGUAUAAACUGCCUCGUCAACUUUACUUAACAGUUGUAUUAAUGGUCGGACUGAGCAGCAUUGUAAACCCAGUAAUCAACGGUUGUAUGAACCAAACGUACCAACAAGAAUUCAAAAAAAUAAUUCACGCAAUGAAUAUACUACGUUGUAGAAAUCGUAAUGUGAUUAUAUCAUUUUCGACGGAGCAAAUAGAAUGACUUCAUGCAUUCAGAACUCAUGUUUUGAACUCGAAGAUUGGGUAAACCGUGCGGAGUUAUGCUAGGUAGACAUAUCUGUCACUCACUCGCUCACUCACUUUCUGGUAAACUGCAUACUAACAUUUAUUACUUUAGCCUGCGAUGCUUGUUUCC
Exaiptasia diaphana is the source of this 1145-nucleotide messenger RNA. RefSeq names its product melatonin receptor type 1A-like. Bases 21 to 992 code for a protein of 323 amino acids. The record is from RefSeq and is a predicted model, not a curated record. NCBI's taxonomy places the organism in Eukaryota, Metazoa, Cnidaria, Anthozoa, Actiniaria, Aiptasiidae. Gene Ontology annotation, biological process: G protein-coupled receptor signaling pathway. Gene Ontology annotation, molecular function: G protein-coupled receptor activity. Gene Ontology annotation, cellular component: membrane. The transcript has a single exon.